AUGGGCCGCUUAAACGAUGGUUUCAACAUCCUUUAUCUCGGCGUGGUAGCCGCAGUAUACUUCAAGCCAGACUAUGCCAUCAAACACUCGAGGACAAUCACUAUUGCCCUCUUUUUCACCAUCAUCACCGUUUCCAAGCUUAUUUACCAAUUCUUUCUUUACCCUCGAUACUUCACACCUCUGAGGCAAAUACCCACGCCAUCGGCCCGGCAUUGGUUGAAAGGAAAUACGGCCUCUGGCUUGGUUGACACUCCCCACGAGCUGAUCAAAGAGUGGGCUACCACGAUUCCUAAUGAUGGAUUGCUGCGAUACUAUAUUGUCGGUCAGAUCGAGCGCCUUGUUUUGACGAAUCCGAAAGCCCUGAGCGAGGUAUUAAAUUCAAAGGUCUAUGACUUCGCCAAACCCACUAUUGCGCAACAAAACCUGCGCCGUGUGGUCGGAGACGGGGUUUUGCUUGCUGAAGGUGACGAACACAAGGCAAGUCAUAUGAUAUUUCAACGAAAGAAUCUCAUGCCCGCGUUCUCUUACCGUCACAUUAAGGAUCUUUACCCCAUCUUCUGGAAUAAGAGCACCGAAAUGGCCAAGUUGAUCCGCCGUGAAGUCAAGUCCAGAGGACCAAAUGAGGACAGCUGCAUCACAGUGCGCACAUACGCUAGCCGCGCCACUCUCGACAUUAUCGGAUUAGCCGGAAUGGGUCACGACUUCGACUCGCUGCAAAAUCCAAACAACCGCCUUUAUAAGUCGUACCAAAAGAUCUUUACAAGCCCCGGCACUUUCACCCGGAUUCUAUUUACGAUUGGCCUCAUACUCGGAGAUAUGAGACUCAUACAUAAACUCCCCACCGCGCGCAACAAGAGUUUUGCUGAAGGUCGCUAUGUCAUCCGUGAGACAGCGCGCCAGAUGCUGCGGGCAAAGCAAGCCGAGGAGGAUGAGAAGAAAGAUACAGGAAUUGAUAUUAUCUCGGUCGCGAUGCGAAGUGGAAAUUUUGAAGAAGAGAAUCUUCUAGACCAGUUGAUGACGUUCUUGGCUGCAGGACACGAAACUACAGCAGGCGCGCUUCAAUGGGCUGUUUAUGCUCUUUGCAAGAAUCCCGAUGUUCAAGAGCGUUUGCGCGAAGAAGUUCGCACCAACCUUCCUUCUAUUAAUGUCGAGAACCCCGAGCCUAUUGACGCCGCCGCUAUCGAUAACCUCCACUACCUGAAUGCUGUCUGCAAUGAAGUUCUUAGAUUCCACCCCUCGGUUCCUAACACUGUUCGUGUGGCGUUGAAGGAUACCUCAUUGGUCGGGCAGCCAAUUCCCAAGGGAACGUGGUUGGUUAUUUCAGCCGAGCUUCUCAACCAUAUGUCUGAGCUAUGGGGACCCGAUGCGGAUAAGUUCAACCCUGAUCGAUGGAUGGGUCCAGGCAAGGCAAAUACGGGCGGUGCUACGAGCAACUAUGCAUUUUUGAGUUUCCUGCAUGGCCCACGUGCUUGCAUUGGCCAGGGGUUCUCUAAAGCUGAACUGGCUUGCCUGCUCGCUGCUCUCGUUGGCAGCUUCAAGUUUGAGCUGAAGUACCCCGACGCUAAACUAGAGCUCAAAGUAGGCGCGACAUGUUCACCGAAGGAUGGUGUCCAGGCUCUGUUUACUCCGUUGGAUGGGUGGUAA
Penicillium pulvis is the source of this 1644-nucleotide messenger RNA. RefSeq names its product cytochrome P450. Bases 1 to 1644 code for a protein of 547 amino acids. The record is from RefSeq and is a predicted model, not a curated record. The transcript has 3 exons. Gene Ontology annotation, molecular function: heme binding; monooxygenase activity; oxidoreductase activity, acting on paired donors, with incorporation or reduction of molecular oxygen. NCBI's taxonomy places the organism in Eukaryota, Fungi, Ascomycota, Eurotiomycetes, Eurotiales, Aspergillaceae.